Messenger RNA from Exophiala mesophila, 989 nucleotides. RefSeq lists its product as uncharacterized. The transcript has 2 exons. The coding region runs from base 232 to 513 and encodes 93 amino acids. Gene Ontology annotation, cellular component: membrane. The record is from RefSeq and is a predicted model, not a curated record. Lineage: Eukaryota; Fungi; Ascomycota; Eurotiomycetes; Chaetothyriales; Herpotrichiellaceae.
GUCACCGCAUGGUCGCUUGGAGUCACCCCAUCAUUCUUGAAACCUGAUCCUGAAAUUGUGGUGGUUCUCGGCGUAGAGAUAAGUACGAGCUUUUGGUAUCUGCCUGCAUUAUUCCCUCUGAUCCCAUCAACAAUAACAAAGUACCUACAAUCUUCGAUUAUCAGCCCUCCACUCUUGCUCAUCUCCUCCUUUUCACUCGUCUAUCAACCUUGGAGAACAAAAGGGAUCACAAUGUCUGACGCAGCCCCUGCGCUUCUCAUCGUCCUCAUCACUAUCCUUCUCCCACCUGUUGGUGUUUUCCUAGUCGCAGGCUGCGGCGCUGACCUAUUCGUCAACAUCUGUCUCACGGUCCUUGGCUACCUCCCUGGACACAUUCACGCUUUCUACAUUGAAUAUGUCUACUUCGAUCGACGCGAACAAGCCAGAACCGGCCAGUUGACUGGCUCUGAUGCACCGGGCGUAUACUCGGACAGAGUACAAAGUGGCGGACAUCAAGGCUACGGCACGAUUUAAAGCUCAAUACUGUACUGGAAAGGUCAAUUUGACUUUCGAGGAGUCUACAGAUGUUGGACUAGUGAAACACAUUGAUUUGCCCCCAAGGGACUGUCGACCUCGAUACAGCACCUGCGUCCUUUGGGGGCCUUUUCAAAUCUUGGGUUGGUCAGGCGAAUGGGUAUGAUAUCAGUUAUCUGUCGAUGGAUGCGCUGUGGGUUGGAGGUAGUAAUGUCAGCUUGAGAGUCUGAUGGAGCAUUUUAAGUUGGAAAGCAGUCAGAAGUGAAGCAGUACAUGUUCAUGGCUGCUUUAGUUGUCACGAAUACCCCAAGAUCGCUCUCUGCUGGGACAAGCUCAUGAAUAAAACCAAGAUUCAGAGGCGUCGUUGAGGUAAAGAGACUGGAAUUUCCAAGUAGAUAACACUAAAAUUCCAACUGGGUCAUCACUGCCGGUAGCUCUCGUAGACCUGGAGGCCAUAAACGUACCUGUGAAGCCUC